Messenger RNA from Thunnus maccoyii (southern bluefin tuna), 2295 nucleotides. Its product is annotated as polyhomeotic-like protein 2. The coding region runs from base 229 to 1071 and encodes 280 amino acids. The transcript has 7 exons. Gene Ontology annotation, cellular component: nucleus; PRC1 complex. NCBI's taxonomy places the organism in Eukaryota, Metazoa, Chordata, Actinopteri, Scombriformes, Scombridae. The record is from RefSeq and is a predicted model, not a curated record. Gene Ontology annotation, molecular function: zinc ion binding; protein binding.
UUUGCAGGAAGUCGCCUGGCUUGGCCAUCAGUUGAACGCACUAAGAAGAUUGUAAUGUCUGCGGCUCAUAUGAAGAAAAGGCCGAAACAGAGUUUGGAUAUGAACCAGCCGCUAACUGUGCGUAUGCUCGUGUAACGGGGAGGGUUAAAUAUCUGUCAGUGUUAAGCGGCGGACUGGCUCCUCGUCGUUUUGGGGGAAGGACUGUGAGGGGUGCCCUGUUCUCCAGCCAUGACCUCUGGGAAUGGGAGCACUGACAGCAGCCAACACAAUGGAGAGAGCAAACCAGCCCAGGCUGUAGUUGGGUCCCACAUCCUUACCCAUCUGAUAGAGGGCUUCGUUAUCCAGGAGGGUGCCAAGCCUUUCCCUGUGGAACGUCCGUCUUUCUCAAUUGAGAGCCUCAGGAGACACACAGACUCAAAGAUGGACAGUCUCUCACCAAAGGAGUUAAAGGCCCAGCAGGAGCCCAUGCUGACCUGUGAGCUGUGUGGCAGGGUGGACUUCGCCUACGUCUUCAAAAGGUCAAAGAGGUUCUGUUCUACAGUGUGUGCCAAACGCUACAAUGUGGGAUGUACAAAGAGAAUGGGUCUCUUCCCAAACCGCAAAACCACCCUGGAGAACAUGAAGAAACAAAGAGCACUGAACAGAAACCACAAAAAUUCCCAUUUAGAGUCUAAAAGGAAGAAGCCUGCUAUUGUUGCUCUGUCCUCUGGUCACUCGGUCCACCCUGCACAGGGAGAAUCCAGUCAGUGUUCAGACUUGUCCGGCUACAAGAGACCCCCAUCCCCUCUGUUGGCUGGCCAGCGGGUGCCUGUGGUGCAAGGCUCUGAGCUGCCCCUACUGCCCCACAGCUUCUUGCCCAGUGACCCUGGUCAGUGGAACGUGGAGGAUGUCUACGUGUUCAUCUGCUCUCUGCCAGGGUGUCUGGAAAUCGCUGAGGAGUUCCGCUCUCAGGAGAUCGAUGGACAGGCCCUGCUGCUGCUGAAGGAGGACCAUCUCAUGGGAACCAUGAAUAUCAAACUGGGCCCUGCACUCAAGAUCUUUGCCCAGAUAAGCAUGCUGAAAGACUCGUAGCCCAGCUCAGCCCUCACACACACACAGCUCUCAAAGGCAGCUCCAUGACUGGACAAAAAGUAUGUGCUGGGGAUCCCAUGCGUUGAGUUCAGGUAACAAGCCAGAAUUGUUUGAUGGAUGUUUUGUCACGGCCUGCUCAACACAAGGACAUCAGCUGUGACUGUUGGACUCACCUUUUACACUGAAAUGUUCACUCUGGUAAACUUCAGGAAAGCCUUACCCCAUAGUUUGAGAAGAAUGCUGUUAAUGUAGGAUGUGUUUCAUUGGCAACGUAUCUUUAUGUUCAUAAAGCUUGAGUUUCUGCAUGGGAGGUUUGCUGUUAAACAUUUUUGGAAAACAUACCUGCUUGAUUAGGGGAUCAGUGUCAUCUCUAUGCCAUCUCUUUUAACUUGGGACAUUUCAGUCACUGAGCGGCUCAUGAAAUUUGUUACAGGGAGAAUGUUGAAAACAGGAUAUUAUUGGAUCUUCUUAGCAACUUAAAAUGUGGAGAUAAAUAAAUCAAAGUCAGUACAAAUCAUGUGAAAUCAAAGAUGCUAAACAAAGGAUAAGGAAGGAAUAUAAAGAGGGGAAACUGUAUAAAUCAGCUGUAUUGUUGCUGUAAAUAUAUCUUCCAGUUGAUGGAGCGAAAAAAAAAUCAUGUGCCAUCUUUGAUUGUACAUGGUUUGUUUUAAUUUAAUAUAAUAGACUUUUCUUGAAGAUAUUUCUUGAUGAGUGAGUUUAUUCUUGGAAAUAGAAAUAGUAGUCGAUAAAGUAAUCUUUACUCGAGGUCUACUUAGUAGUUUUUUUCAGAGCCUUUUCAACAACAUCCCAUGGUCUGCAUUAGUGAAUGAAGUUUACUUUUUUGUGGGGUUGUGUGUGAGAGAGAGAGAGUUUUAGGAGCCAUUUAGUGACUGAAAUGUUCGAGUUGUAAAUGCAAGAACAUAAUGUGAAGUAUGUCCAGAAUGUGUGUUUACACAAAGACUGGAAGCGGGAGGAAACUGCUGUCCUAACUCCAUUAACAGUUGAGAUGAAAGCCAUCCAACAACUCAAAAGUUGUUCUAUGCAUUAACAUUGUGGUUUGCAAAUGAAGUAGAGCUUCGACAAUUAGUCAAUUAAUGGAUUAGUUGCCAACUAUUGAACUAAUUGCCAAUUAUUUUGGUAAUCAAUAAAUCGUUUUGAGUCAUCUUGUAAGAAAAAAAGUCCAACCUCUCUGAUUCCAGCUUCUAAAAUGUGAAUAUUUUCUGC